AUUUGGGUUAUGACACACGUGGGUUUGUUAUUAGACCAUCAUUAAAAUGACAGACGGAGAACUGCAGUUAAACGUAUAUUUAAAAGAAUCGGAAACUUAUCGAGAACCAAGAACAAUUAUACGGCGAAAAAAGAUUAGACCAAGAAAAACAGAAAAAAGUCACUUUCUAAAUAGACACUCGACAAAUCAAACACAUGACGGAUUGAAUUUGAAUGUGAAUAAACAACAUGAAGAAAAGGAGGGAGAAAGUCGGGAAGAAAAAGCCAUUGACACAGGACAACAUGAAAGUAACAAGCGUAAAGCAUCACAAACUGCAGCAGAUGCUGAUCCUGCUAACAAGAAACAGAAGAUCGGUCCCAUCAUCUCCUCACUUUUUAGCUUCAACCCACACAUACCACACGUGGAAAGUGUGUCCAUGGACCAGAUCAAGGAAGUUCUAUUCUCCUCUAAAACAUUCAAAGACCUUGGAAUCCAUCCUCACCUGGUCAGCACCCUAGAGAAUAAGAUGGAGAUCACACAGAUGACCAGUGUCCAGCAGAAGUCCAUUCCUCACAUAAUGAUUGGUGCUGACACACUGGUCAAGUCACAGACAGGUUCAGGGAAGACUCUAGCUUUCGCUGUCCCGAUAGUUCAGGCACUACAAGCUUUGACCCCAAAAGUCCAACGGAAUGAUGGCCCUUACGCAUUGGUAGUUGUCCCAACCAGAGAGUUGGCGUUGCAGUGCCUGAGGACAUUUGAGAAGAUCUUAGCGCCAUUUCGAUGGAUUGUGCCAGGAUGUAUCAUUGGUGGAGAAAAACGGAAAGCAGAAAAAGCAAGAUUGAGGAAGGGUAUCAACAUCUUAGUGUGUACACCAGGACGUCUGAUUGACCAUAUAAGGAGUACUAACUGCCUAAGCCUGCGGCAAAUAAAGUGGCUGGUUUUAGAUGAGGCUGACAGGAUGCUGGACAUGGGAUAUGAAAAGGAUAUAGCUCAGAUAAUCAACUCCCUAAACAUGGCCCGAUCAGCUCAGCUAUCACAGGAACUGAUAAAGUCUGAUACCAAACCAAGGCAGACUGUGUUGUUGUCAGCCACACUAUCGGAGGGAGUACAGAAGAUGGCCGGAAUCUCUCUAACAGAUCCUGUCCGUGUUGAUCUGUCCCAGUCGGACGUCACUACGGAGACCAACCAGACCAUCAAGACAGAAGAGUCGUCAGAAACAUCAGCAGAUACUGUGUCUUUCAGUGUUCCAGAGAAUCUUAAACAACACUUCAUUAUCACUCCCUGUAAACUAAGGCUUGUCACAUUGGCAGCAUUUAUUGUACAAAAGUGUAAGAUGAAACAGAAAACUGGUAAGAUGCUGGUGUUCCUGCCAACCCAGGGUUCAGUCGAGUUCCAUUACGCUGUAUUCCAUCACUUCUUUGGGGGAGGUAACUCUGUGCCUGAUGUUCUUGCAGACCUUGAUCUAGACCAUAGCAAAAAGAAGGUGGAAACAGAUAAUCUGGAUUUCUUCAGGCUGCAUGGAGAAAUGGCACAGAAGGAUCGUGCCAGUGUGUACCAGAAUUUUUCGAAAGCAAAGUCUGGAAUCUUAUUUUGCACAGAUGUGGCCUGUCGUGGCCUUGACCUACCAAAUGUACGAUGGAUUGUGCAGUACACACCCCCAGGGUCAACCAGUGAUUAUGUCCAUAGGAUCGGCCGAACGGCCCGCGCAGGCAAUCUGGGACACUCACUGCUCUUCCUGAUGCCCUCAGAGGUGGAAUAUGUCCCUCGCCUCAACCAAAACAAAAUUAGCCUAGAGGAGCUGCAGAUGAACAGAGUUCUGGACAGUUUACUAAGUGUGGUGACAGACAUACAAGGAGGCAACAACCAGAGGGAGCUACCAAGAACUAGUGAGGAAGCAGCAACGUACUUACAGAUGUGUGUGGAAGAGUACACCAAUGGUAGCCCACAGAAAACAGAUUUAGCUGUAAAAGGGUUUCAGUCGUUUGUGAAAGCCUACGCUACCUACCCAUCAGAGCUGAAAUCUAUAUUUCACAUAAAACACCUUCACCUGGGCCACCUUGCUAAAAGUUUUGGUCUGAGAGAAUCACCAUCAAAGAUCAAACGACCGGCCGGGAAGGCACACCGUGAUAAACAGGGACACCAGGACAAGUCAAGGUUAAAGUUCAAGAGAACAGCAGUGUCAGAGUUUGGGAGUGGUCUUGGAUCAGAUGCCUUAUCAAAGUUCAAAAAGAAUCUAAAAGGAAAAACAAAGCACAAAAUGAAAAAUUAAAACAAACUUUUUAACAAAA
Messenger RNA from Mizuhopecten yessoensis (Yesso scallop), 2267 nucleotides. Its product is annotated as probable ATP-dependent RNA helicase DDX31. Gene Ontology annotation, molecular function: nucleic acid binding; RNA helicase activity; ATP binding. Gene Ontology annotation, biological process: ribosome biogenesis. Lineage: Eukaryota; Metazoa; Mollusca; Bivalvia; Pectinida; Pectinidae. The coding region runs from base 47 to 2248 and encodes 733 amino acids. Gene Ontology annotation, cellular component: nucleus. The transcript has 17 exons. The record is from RefSeq and is a predicted model, not a curated record.